Molecule: messenger RNA, 330 nt
Organism: Ostertagia ostertagi
Lineage: Eukaryota; Metazoa; Nematoda; Chromadorea; Rhabditida; Trichostrongylidae
Source: the annotation of a GenBank genome assembly
AUGGAUAAUGUUGUUGUUGGGAAAGGGAAAAAGGGAGGUCUGCAUCUGCAAAAGGAGACGCGGCUGUGCACGAUUCGUUGCAAGAAUGGUGAAGAAAUCGUCAUAAGAGCAGGCGUUAAAGGAGGUUUGGCUGAGGUGAACGAUAGACUGGUUACCAAUCCGGAUCUUGUAAGAACUGCUCCGGAAAAUCAGGGUUACAUUGCUAUAAUCACAUACGGUGCAGGAAAAAGAACACCGGAUGAGUUCACUACAGUGCUGCCGUCGAAAGAAGUAAUUCUCAAAAACUAUGGAGAGAGCGCGUUAGAGGCAAAACUGGCUCAGACGUUGUAA